Aspergillus niger is the source of this 384-nucleotide messenger RNA. RefSeq lists its product as hypothetical. Bases 1 to 384 code for a protein of 127 amino acids. The transcript is spliced from 4 exons. Lineage: Eukaryota; Fungi; Ascomycota; Eurotiomycetes; Eurotiales; Aspergillaceae. The record is from RefSeq and is a predicted model, not a curated record.
AUGGCGACCGUCGGCGCAGAGACGGCAAUGACAGCGCGUCAGGACUCGUUGGUUAAGACCAGGCAUCACUCAUUCUCCGGUUCAGGAGGGAUAUCAGGGCACAGAACCAAAAUGCAAGUAGACCUUCGCCAGUGUGAACUAUCGCUGCACCCAAAAGCGGCACCAAAGAAUGACCAGGGUUAUCCGGAGAACGCCAUUGAAGAGACACGCCAGAUUGGCAAUAAGCGCGCGAUGGUCUGCCAACGCGAUCGUCGAAUCAUCACGCGUAAAGGGCUUUUCAUCACAAUCCACGCCAAGCUCCGCGGAGCUGAAGGGAAACGUGGCUUGUUCAGGACGGACGGCAUCAAUCGGAUGUCUGAUCUCCCGGUCCUGCCAGGAGAUUAA